Molecule: messenger RNA, 4287 nt
Organism: Gadus chalcogrammus (walleye pollock)
Lineage: Eukaryota; Metazoa; Chordata; Actinopteri; Gadiformes; Gadidae
Gene: cadps2
Product: Ca++-dependent secretion activator 2
Biological process (GO): synaptic vesicle exocytosis; positive regulation of exocytosis; dense core granule exocytosis
Cellular component (GO): glutamatergic synapse
Source: RefSeq, a predicted model, not a curated record
CGAACACACGCACACACACUCAUACACACACACUCGCGCUCACGCACACACACGCAAACACACACACGCACACACACACACACACACACACACACACACACACACACACACACACACACACACACACACACACACACACACACACACAUGUAAAGGCUCCGCCGCGUCGUCACCGUUCCGCUCGAGGACCCCGCGAGACGCGGCCACCACGUCGCUUCAUUUCCCCGCGCAGCGGCUCGGAGUUUAAGCUGUGCGCUCGCGAGUCUCGAGUCAUGUUGGACCCGUCCUCGAGCGAGGACACGGGAGGGGAGUCGGACCGCGAAGUUGUGGAGUACCCACCGAAGACCUCCUCCACGACCUCCUCAUCCUCGUCCACCUCCACCUCCGCCGCUCCUCCACCACCUGCUGCUCUGCCCGGGCGGCGCGACGAGGAGAAGAAGGAGAAGAGAGAAGGAGAGGCGCGCGCUGAGGAGGAGGAGGAGCAGAGGAGGGAGCAGGAGAAGGAGAGGAGGACUCGGCUCCAGAUCUACGUUUUCGUCCUCCGCUGCAUCGCCUACCCGUUCAACGCCAAGCAGCCGACAGACAUGACCCGCCGGCAGCAGAAGAUGAACAAGCAGCAGCUCCAGACGGUGCGCGAGGCCUUCAGCUCCUUCCUCAGCGGAGACACGCAGAUCCUCGCCGACGAGGCAUUCUGCAACGCUGUGCGCAGCUACUACGAGGGCUUCCUGAAGAGCGAGCGCGUGUCCCGCAUGGUGCAGAGUGGCGGCUGCUCGGCUGCCGACUUCCGGGACGUCUUCAAGAAGAACAUCGAGCGCCGCGUCCGCAGCCUGCCGGAGAUCGACGGGCUGAGCAAGGAGACGGUGCUCAGCUCCUGGAUGGCCAAGUACGACACCGUCGCCCGUGGCGACGAGGACCCCCGCCGGCCGCCGGCCCGCCACCACAGCGCCGUGUCGGAGCUGAUCCUCAGCAAGGAGCAGCUCUACCAGAUGUUCCAGAGUGUACUGGGGGUCAGCAAGCAGCAACACCAGCUGCUCUACAACGCCUGCCAGCUGGAUAACGUGGACGAGCAGGCCGCUCAGAUCCGCAGAGAGCUGGACGGACGGCUGCAGAUGGCGGAGAAGCUGGCUCGGGAGCGGCGGAUCCCGCGGCUGGUGCUGGGGGCCACUGAGCUGCAGUACGUGGAGGAGCUGCGGGGGGCCGCCAACCUGCUGAUGUCCAACCUGGAGAGCCUCCCGGUCUCCAAGGGGGGGCCCGACCUCAAGACCAAGCUCAAGCGCUCGGCCAUCAAUGCCUCCUUCCUGGACCUCGGAGAGGAGGCGGGGGCGCUGUCCAAGUCCGAAGUGGUCCUGUCCUUCACACUGGAGGUGAUGGUGGUGGAGGUCCAGGGCUUGCGGUCUCUGGCUCCUAACCGUAUCGUCUACUGCACCAUGGAGGUGGAGGGCGGAGAGAAGCUCCAGACCGACCAGGCUGAGGCGUCCAGACCGCAGUGGGGCACCCAGGGAGACUUCUCCAGCACCCAGCCGCUGCCCUGCGUGAAGGUGAAGCUGUUCACCGAGAGCACCGGGGUGCUGGCGCUGGAGGACAAGGAGCUGGGCCGGGUGGUCCUGAACCCGACCCCCAACGGACCCAAGCAGCCAGAGCUCCACCGCAUGACGGUCUCCAAGAACAGUGCGGACUCGGACCUGAGGAUCAAGCUGGCCGUCCGCAUGGACAAACCGCCCAACAUGAAGCAUUGUGGCUAUCUGCACGCUCUGGGUCAGCGCGUGUGGAAACGCUGGAAGAGAAGAUAUUUUGUUCUUGUUCAGGUGAGCCAGUACACCUUCGCCAUGUGCAGCUACCGAGCGAAGAAGGCAGAGCCUCAGGAGUUGAUGCAGCUUGACGGCUACACCGUUGACUUCUGUGAACCGCAGUCAGGUCUGCAGGGCGGGGCCGUCUUCUUCAAUGCGGUGCGGGAGGGCGAGCUGGUGACCUUUGCCAGCGAUGACGAGCAGGACCGGGUGCUGUGGGUCCAGGCCCUGUACCGGGGCACCGGGCAGUCCUACAAGCCCGUGCCCCCCGCCCACAGCAGGAAGAACCACCCCAAUGGCCGAGGAGCCAAUCAGAAGCAGGCAUCACUCACCGGUGCGGACCCCGUCCCGCGGCAGCAGGGCGUGGAGGCGCUGGUGGCUGCAGACCCGUGUGAGUCGGACCACGCGGCGCUCUUCACCACACUGCAGAGACUCACCCUCCGCCACCGCAUGGACGACUCCUACUCCUGCCUGGGCUGGUUCAGCCCCGGCCAGGUGUUUGUGUUAGAUGAGUACUGCGCGCGCUACGGCGUGCGUGGCUGCCAGCGCCACCUCACCUACCUGACGGAGCUGAUGGAGUAUGCAGAGAGCAGCUCGCUGGUGGACCCCACCCUGCUGCACUACAGCUACGCCUUCUGCUCCUCCCACAUCCACGGCAACCGGCCAGAUGGGGUGUCCACAGUGACCCAGGAGGAGAAGCAGCAGUUUGAGGUCAUCAGGCUGCGCCUCAUGUCUCUGCUUCAGGACCAGAUCACACACUUCAGGUACUGCUUCCCCUUCGGACGGCCAGAUGGAGCGCUGAGAGCCACGCUGUCCCUCCAGGAGCGGGCUCUGAUGAAGGACAUCACCAUCCCCGUCCCUCCGGAGGAGAUGAGGGAGCUGGUCCGGGCGUGUCUGGAGAAAGCCGCUCACAUCAACUACUCUGAGCUGGUUCAGUACGCACAGAUCCAUGUGGAGGCGGAGGUCCCCAGGGAGAGGCGGCUGGAGGACCUGCUGCGCCUGGGGGAGCUCUGCAUCGAGGUGCUGCAGCAGAACGAGGAGCACCACGCCGAGGCGUUCUCCUGGUGGCCGGAUGUGAUGACAGAGCAUGCAGAGAGCUUCCUGUCGCUCUACAGAUCCAACAUGGACACCGUUCUCCAGCUACAACCCGUGGACUGCUGGGACUCAUUCCCCCUCUUCCAACUCCUCAACAACUACCUCUCCUCAGACCUUCACCUGUGUGGCGGGCCGUUCCACCUCCACCUGCAGCAGGUGUUCGUGCCGCUGGUGGUGCGCUACGUCGACCUGAUGGAGUCGUCCAUCGCCCAGAGCGUCCACCGUGGCUUCCAGCACGAGACCUGGGAGUCUGUCAGCAACGGCUCGGUGACCUCUGGCGACCUGUUCUGGAAGCUGGAGGCCCUCCAGAUGUUCAUCCAGGACCUCCACUGGCCCGAGCCCGAGUUCGCCGCACAUCUGGAGCAGAGGCUGAAGCUGAUGGCCAGCGACAUGACGGAGGCCUGCGUCCGGAGGACCAAGACGGCCUUCGACUCCCUCCUCCAGAGGAGCAGCCGGGGGCCGGAGCUCCGCGUCCCCUCCUCCCUGGUCACCAUGUUCAACGUGCUGCUGCAGGCGCGCACACACAGCCCCACCCUCUGCCUGCUGCAGGGGCCUGGACAGCCGGACAAACAAUGGCAGCAGUACCACACCAGGGUGGACGUCCUGAUAGACGAGGCGGUGGCGGACAUGGUUUCCUCGCUCGUUACCAAGCUCUGUGCAGUAUUGGAGGUGGUGCUCAGCAAGCUCUCAAGAUACGACGAGGGAACGCUCUUCUCCUCCAUUCUCUCCUUCACGACUAAAACUGCUGCCAAGUAUGUGGAGGUUCCCAAGCCCGGUCUGGACCUGGCUGACGGCUACAUCUCAUUCGUGCGUCAGAACCAGGACAUCCUGCGGGAGCGAAUCAGUGACGAGCUCUACACCCAGAAGGUGUUUGAUCUAUGGUACAGCAGCUCAGUGAAGGCGGCGUGUGUGUGGCUGACGGACAGGAUGGACCUCCAGCUCCACGUCUACCAGCUGAAGACCCUCAUCAGAAUCGUCAAGAAGACGUACCGGGACUUCCGGCUGCAGGGCGUGGGGGACGCGGCGCUGAGGACCCCCAGCUACGAGACGCUGCUGAGCCGCCUGACGGUGGAGGAGGCCACGCUGGCAGUCCGCUGCCCCGGGGGGCCGGACGCCCUGCAGGGGGUCUCCAUGAGGGACAGCGACCAGGAGGACGACUGACCGCCUCCUCACGCCACGCCUCCUCCUCAAGCCCCGCCCCCGCCUUCUCCUCCUGCCACGCCUCCUCCUCACGCCCCCUAUCCUCCUCCUCACCCCACUCCCCCGCCUCCUCAGCACCCAUUACCCAGCAGCUGCCCCCCUCCCCAGGGUUUGUGUGUGUGUGUGUGUGUGUGUGUGUGUGUGUGUGUGUGUGUGUGUGUGUGUGUGUGUGUGUGUGUGUGUGUGUGUGUGUGUGUGUGUGUGU